UCUGCACAGAACAAGUUCACAGAAGCUAGCAGAUCCUCCAAACGAGAUCAGUGUGGUGCGUUGUUUUGAGCAGCAGUCAGCAGGCACUCAGUAUACCCGCUGUGUGACUUUGCGUCCUGGCUUUGCGCACCUAAAAAUACCCCUGUCCAAGUACACAGAUCAAAGGAGGUAGCAACACUGGCGAAUCCCGCCCCGCCAUUUAACCUAAAACCUCUCAGAGGAGGAGCAUGCAGUGUGAGCAAAGAGCCGGCGACAACCAGAGUUGUACAGAGGAACGGGAGACUGGUUCGGGUUACAGGGACUGGCCUGGCGACUGGCCUGCAGCACAUAGUGGGAUCGCUCUGAAGUAGCAAAUGGGACAAACGGAGCGGAACACAAAGGAGUAAGACAGAGGAAGACUCGGACACGGAAUGUUUCGGUUUUGAAGGUUUAUGUAAUUACUCAUGAGUGCAGCCAAAUAGGUGACGAACGGCAGAGUUUACUCAGUAUAAACAGCCUCUUGCAAAGUUACAGAUCGGCAGGAUUCUUUCUGUGCAACUCUACACCUGAUGAGCUUGGGGAUUGUUGGGUGCUUAGAGCCACACUCACAUGUCUGAAAUGGAACAGGAAAAGAAGUGGGGAGUCGCUGGUAAACCAGGUGAAAAGAGGCGCAUUGGCUUGAAGCAGCCGCUGUGGAGAGAUUUGUGUUGCGUGGCAUUUUGCAUCGCGGUGUCCGUGCUGUCUGUUGGAGUUUGGAUCGUAGUUUUUGUGCGGACGUCGGAGCUGCAGUCCAGGAUAGUAAGUCUGGAACAGCAGCGGCUUUCUGCGUGGAUGCUGUCCGUGGAACAGGUGGAGCCUGUCAUCCUGGGUCGUCUCGACCAGAUCUUGGAAGAAAAGCUUGCAGCGCGACUACCAAAGACGCGGGAUGCGAGAGAAGUUUCCCACAGCUGCCUGUGUCCCCCAGGACCUCCAGGUCCUCCUGGACGAGCAGGCUUUCCGGGUGGCAAAGGAAGUAUGGGAAUUCCUGGAAGAAUGGGCUUAAAAGGACACGCAGGGGAGAAGGGAGCACCAGGUGAACCUGGACUGUCUAUCAUUGGACCAAGAGGACCUCCUGGACAACCUGGUACAAGAGGAUUUCCAGGAUUUCCAGGUCCAAUUGGGUUAGAUGGCAAGCCUGGACAGAGUGGACCAAAGGGAGACACGGGACAGCGUGGUCCUAAAGGACACCCAGGGGAACCUGGACCUAAAGGGGAGAAGGGUAUCUGUGGCGAUUACACACAUCGGAAGCGACGUAUUGUACAGCCCUGUGUUGGACAGUUGGCCACACAGGGCGAGCCUGGAAUACAGGGGCCUCCGGGACCUCCAGGGCCACCUGGACCACCAGGAACACCGGGAAUGGAUGGGGCCAAUGGCCCACCGGGUAAACCUGGGGAGCCAGGCAAACCUGGAAAAGAUCCAAGGCUUUUGCCCGGACUAAAGGGUGAGCCAGGUGUGCCAGGACAAAAGGGGGAUCGAGGUGAUGUUGGCCCAACAGGCCCAAAGGGAGUUAGGGGAGACCAAGGAAAUAAGGGAGAGAAAGGAGAGCUGAACGCUGGAGCCCUGGGAAUUAAAGGAGAGCCUGGUUCACCAGGACUGCCAGGACUAAGAGGACCCAGAGGUGACAAAGGAUCCCAGGGAGAAAAAGGGGAAGCAGGUCUUCAAGGCCCAGCUGGCCCAAGAGGUCUGCCAGGCCCGACUGGGGAGCCAGGAAGGGCUGAAAUCCAGUAUGAAAAUGAUAUCCGCAACAUCCCCCUGAUGGGCCCACCUGGAUUACCUGGACCUCCAGGGACACCUGGAAUCCCUGGAGCCAAGGGUGAAGUUGGUCUACCAGGUCCACCAGGACUGGAUGGAGAGAAGGGACCUCGAGGGAAGCCUGGAGAACCUGGUCCCCCGGGCCCAGCAGGUCCUGAAGGUCCCAGAGGAGAGGGAGGUGUCAUGGGCUUUCCAGGACCCAAAGGCACCAAGGGUGACAUGGGUCCAUCUGGAUCACCUGGUCCAAAAGGUGAACCUGGAGAUGGAGGAAGGUUAGAAUCGAUCUAUGGUCCUCCAGGGCCACCAGGACCCCCAGGACCAGUUGGCCCAGCAGGACCACAAGGACCAUCAGGGCCUAAGGGAGAGCCAGGAAUUGGAAUCCGAGGAGAAAAGGGAGCGACAGGUCAGAAAGGCGACAAGGGAGACAGAGGCCAUCUUGGACUUCCUGGUCUAGUAGGACCUGCAGGUGUGCCAGGGCCAGCAGGACCAAAGGGAGAGACAGGUGAAAAGGGUGAUCCUGGAAUCCCAGGACCAACAGGGCCACAAGGCAUCCCCGGCUUAGUAGGACCACAGGGACUCAAGGGAAAUCAGGGAGAGAGGGGCAAGAAAGGCAACAGGGGGGCCAAAGGGGAUAAGGGAGACCAAGGAGCACCUGGAUUAGAUGCCCCCUGUCCAUUGGGAGAUGAUGGUUUACCUGUACCUGGAUGUUGGAAUAAAGGUCAACAUCCUUUUCAACUGGCAAAGAAGUAGCACUACUGCAGAUGAUCUCCCACAAGCCACCAGAAGGAAAACUUUGGAUAUAGUGUUUGCAGUUUUUACCCAGUUGGCUUUUCAACUUUUUCCUGCAGGCUGGGCACAGGGCGAGUAGUGUCAGAGACUCUGGUGGCUAUGCUAUGCUGAACACAGUAACCUCAAAAUGACUGGAUAGUAGAACCUUUGCUCCAUGGUGUAGUUGGUCAUUGAAGUCUUUCUGGACAGAACAACGAUGAGACUAUCACAACCACAGAGAGCUAGAGGUUGAGACUUUACCUGCUGAUCUGUUCCACUGACUGAUCUGUUUAUCACCUAAAAAAAAAGCAUGGUCACUUGCAAUGUGUUGUGUUUGAUUUCACAUCAUUACUGUAACUGUGAUAAAGAAUUCAGAGCAGCUCACAGAGCAGAUAUAUGCCAUGUGUUUCCAUGAAAAACCAAAAUGCAAAGGGAGACCCACUUGAUGAUUCCUUACUGAUACUAGUUGACACACUGCCUUUAAAAAAAAAUCCCUUUAACUGCAGCUAUGACCAUUUUUGAAUGAUUGUGCUGUAUGUAUGAUGUGUGAUACCAGCAUCACACAUCAUGUUUGUUCUCAUAUAUGAUAUUUUUUACUUUUUUGUAUGAACGCCAUGUUCACUGCUGUAUAUGUAUGUAAAGUACAAGAUGAGAAUUUUAUGUAUAAAUGUACCUAGCUUGUAAAUGGAGUGCAUGAAUUAAACAUCUUUUAAGUAGUGAAUAUGCAUCACAGUUCUGAAAAGGUGGUAUUCAUAUCUUGAUAAAUGAUUUCUUGAGAAAUGUAUAAUUUGUAAAAUACUUUGACCUAUUGUUUACCAGAAUUACAUAAUUUUAACAUUUGCAUCUUCCGUAUGUCCAGCCCCGUCACUUAUUCUGGCUCAGAAAAGUCACAUUUGUCAUUCAUAAUAUUGAAAUGUAAUUAAUCUUUUUCCAUCUAAAAACAUCACAGCUUAAAUCUUUUUGCUCAUUUGUUACUGUACAUUCAGAUAGCAUAAAAUGACUUGUCAGCAUUUCACCUUCCUGUUAUUGUAGUUCAGAUGUACAGAAGCAUUCCAUGUCAUCCUGACAGCUGCCAUGUAAACAGACUCGGGUCAAAGUCGUAUUUUAUUUUAUUGGGAUUUUUCAGUUUUGGAGUUCAGUAGUAAAAGAAUGAUGUUUGAUUUUUUCGUUGGGUACAAGUGCACCUGGAAAAUCAUAUAGUUAUAUUUAUUAAAAUUUAAAACAAAAUUAUCAAUCACAUAGCUUAAUUCAAUAUUGUUGUAAGUGUCAACACUACAGAAGCGUAGAGCUGCCAUCCA
Oreochromis aureus is the source of this 3836-nucleotide messenger RNA. RefSeq names its product collagen, type XIII, alpha 1 (gene col13a1). The record is from RefSeq and is a predicted model, not a curated record. Bases 589 to 2520 code for a protein of 643 amino acids. Lineage: Eukaryota; Metazoa; Chordata; Actinopteri; Cichliformes; Cichlidae. The transcript has 38 exons.